AUGGAGAUAAAUGGAACGGACAGCAGCCUAAAUGGCACUGAAACUAAUCGUACUACCUUUCCAGGCUUCAUUAUUAGCCCGCAUUACAUCACGCAAUGGAAAUGGGAGAGGCAACGGAAGCGUCUUUGUGGCAUGUACAAUCAUUUAACGGAAUGCUCGCAGCUUAAUGGAAGCUGGCCUGACCCGAAUGAUCCACGUUGGAGCAGUGGAGAGUACAUAGAACUUCUGUCAGACUGGUCAAAUAUUACCAACGGGACGAUAACGGGAAAUGCAACAGUCCUAUCAACCGCGGAACCCUUCGCGCCUGUUCUACCACCCUUCGAACUCUGGCAGACGAUACUGAUUGCUUUCUCCCUCGCAUUAUGUAUACUGUUAACUAUCAGCGGUAAUAUUCUCGUCCUUCUGGCAUUUAUCGUAGAUAGUGCCAUCAGGCAACCGAGCAACUACUUCAUUGCCUCAUUAGCAGCCACUGAUAUGCUUAUUGGCACUGUGUCCAUGCCAUUCUACACGGUCUACGUUCUCAUGGGAUAUUGGAAUCUUGGACCCUUGCUCUGCGAUUUAUGGCUGUCCGUAGAUUACACGGUAUGCUUGGUAUCUCAAUACACAGUGUUACUUAUCACGAUCGAUCGAUUUUGUUCAGUGAAAAUAGCUGCCCAGUAUCAUAACUGGCGGACGAAAAACCGCGUGAUCUGGAUGGUGACGAUCACCUGGAUCAUUCCAGCGUUGCUCUUCUUUAUCAGCAUAUUCGGCUGGGAACACUUCAUCGGUUACAGAAACUUAGAUCCUGGCGAGUGUUCCGUUCAAUUCCUCAAGGACCCAAUUUUCAACACCGCCCUGAUAAUAGGCUACUAUUGGACCACCCUGGUGGUCCUAUUCAUUCUCUACGGUGGUAUAUUCAAGACAGCUUACGACAUGCAGAAGAAGAGCGAGGCCAAGCAUCGCAAGAUGCAAUCGAUGGUUGCUCUGAGUGCAGGCACGAUGUCUGGCAUGGCAGGUCGUGCAGCUGGUAUAGGGAUAUCGAAAACGCAAAGUACCCUUUUGAGUCAGGAUAAGCCGAAGCUAGGCACGUCAGGCGACGAGGGAGCAGGCGGAGAUGGCUCAGGCCAGAAGACCUCUUCGAAGACCUCUGGAACUGGGGUAACCGAUUCCACGGAGAAACAUACCUAUGGAAGCAAUGUUCCUACAGAGACGGAGAAAUCUGAACGGUCUAGUAGUCCAGUGUUCGACUCAGACGAGGAAAGCACUAUGGGCCCAACUCAAGAGCUCAUUAGCGCCAGGAAACGAUCCUCAUUAGCUGGCCUAGUUGCUCAGUCAGGUGCCCUACCAGUUUUCUCUACUAACGGUCACAUGAACGGAAUCGUCCCCGCGAAGGUGGACGUAAACAUGCAACCGAAGAAGACAUUCACAGCCAGCCCCACGUGUGACAUAGGCACAACGACACAGAAAACUCAAACGUUACCCAAAAUACAGGAACUGAGUCUCCUGGAUACAGAGAACGUAGCAGAACCUGACAAGUCGAGUAGCCAAACAUUGACACCGGAACAGUCUCAGUGGAACGGUGAGGGCGCCACUCAGCAGCCUCUGAACUCGGCUGAGACCUCGCCACCUACUCAUCCUACACAUUCGAUCAGCAGCAGCCAACAGAACAUUAUACCACCGCCUACUCAGUUUCAAAGCAGCCCUCAGGUGUCAGAGAGCACGUCUACUUCGUCAUGCACGGACAGACCCAAGUCGUUGGUCGUGUCUUCUCAUGGCACGGGUACCUACGACAUCUUGACAGGUUUAGAUGGCGGAGAUUUGAGGUACAUGGAUGAAAGUUCGGUGAUACUACCCAGUCCCUCUUAUGAGAGUCCAUCGUCUUCCUUUUCGUGUAGCCUAGCGAAUCCUCUGUCGAGUGCACCAUCGUCACCGAUCUUAGGGAACGUAUCCACAGCACCGAAUACCAGUCUAUUGCAGGCAGCUCUGAUCAGAGCCACGGCGCAACAAGUCGGCAACCAGCAACCGACGGGUGGUCAGAACAAGCAGAGCCAGCUCCAACCAGCUAUGUCGAACGCCUCUAGCCAGACGCAUCCUCCUCGAGUGUUCAUCACUCAGAAGACUAACGUCGCCUCUCAGACCUCACCAACUGUUAGCAAAGUGCACACAGAGGUCACUGUGAAGGCGAAGGACACGAAACAGCAGCCUGUGACCACGAUCGUCGGCUCGCCAGCUGUAGAGGCAUUCAACAGUGCAUCGAAUCAGUUCUCCGAUCAGGACACGAAGAUCAAUCCCCCUCAAAAUUCAUCCUCGAGUGGAAGCAUGGUACCCACUAUCUCUGGUACAACUGGAUAUGAGCAGGACUCUAAGAAGCAGUCGAAGAAGAAGGAAACUCGAAGCAGCGAGGAUGGAGGGUCUAGGAAGGACUUCGUGAAGACCAUUGGGAAACGUCUGAAGACCAAGACGCGAAGAAGGGACCCCUUGAUGGGACGACAGAAGUCUAGGUACGAGAACAGGGCCAGGAAGGCGUUCAGAACUAUAUCCUUCAUUCUGGGUGCUUUUGUUGCUUGCUGGACACCGUACCACAUUUUGGCAUUGGUAGAAGGGUUCUGUUCGAACAAACCCUGCACGAAUGAGCAUCUGUACAUGUUCUCGUACUUCUUGUGUUACACCAACAGCCCCAUAAAUCCGUUUUGUUACGCUCUGGCCAAUCAGCAGUUCAAAAAGACUUUCAUGAGAAUACUGAAGGGUGACCUGCACAUGACGUAA
Messenger RNA from Eufriesea mexicana, 2745 nucleotides. RefSeq names its product muscarinic acetylcholine receptor (gene mAChR-B). The transcript has 4 exons. Gene Ontology annotation, cellular component: synapse; dendrite; plasma membrane. Gene Ontology annotation, molecular function: G protein-coupled serotonin receptor activity; G protein-coupled acetylcholine receptor activity. Gene Ontology annotation, biological process: adenylate cyclase-inhibiting G protein-coupled acetylcholine receptor signaling pathway; G protein-coupled receptor signaling pathway, coupled to cyclic nucleotide second messenger; chemical synaptic transmission. NCBI's taxonomy places the organism in Eukaryota, Metazoa, Arthropoda, Insecta, Hymenoptera, Apidae. Bases 1 to 2745 code for a protein of 914 amino acids. The record is from RefSeq and is a predicted model, not a curated record.